Messenger RNA from Halteromyces radiatus, 1901 nucleotides. RefSeq lists its product as uncharacterized. The record is from RefSeq and is a predicted model, not a curated record. Gene Ontology annotation, molecular function: ubiquitin binding; metal ion binding; phosphatidylinositol binding. Lineage: Eukaryota; Fungi; Mucoromycota; Mucoromycetes; Mucorales; Cunninghamellaceae. Bases 123 to 1799 code for a protein of 558 amino acids. The transcript has 8 exons.
CAAGGAUUUUCCUUUUUCCUUUUCUCUUUUUACUUUUCUUUCAUUAUAAUAAAAAUAAUAUACCUAUUUUUUUCUUUCUUCUUCUUUUUCUUUGAUCUUCAGCUUCUUAUUAUAUAUAUACAAUGGUUUCUAUUUUAUGGGGUGUCUCUGCAUUAGAAGAACGUAUUGAAAAAGCAACUUCUGAAUUUAUACCGUCUGGUCAAGAAAACUUGGGAUUACAACUGGAUAUAAGUGAUCAAAUUCGAAGCAAAAAAGUUAAUGCCAAGGAAGCUAUGCAAGCAAUGAAGAAGCGACUCGCUCAUAAAAACCCAAAUGUUCAAUUAGCAACUCUAUCAUUGAUAGAUACGUGUGUCAAAAACAGUGGGGAUAGCUUUGUCAAGGAAAUUGCAAGUAAAGAAUUUAUGGAUGAAUUGACUACUAUGGUUCGAACUUCGAAUCUCAAUAUAGACGUUAGAAACAAGAUAUUAGAUAGUGUUCAAACAUGGGGGUGUGCUGCAAAAGGAAAUCCGGCAUUAGGGUAUAUGACGGAUACGUACUCUAUACUCAAGGCAGAGGGUCAUGUUUUUCCUCCUAUCAAACAAAAUAUUGAUCGUAUCAUGUUGGAAUCAUCAGCGGCACCUGAAUGGGGAGAUUCAUCUGUAUGUGAAAGAUGCAGAACUCCAUUUACUAUGACAAAUAGAAAGCAUCACUGCCGAAACUGUGGGGGAACAUUUUGCCAAGAAUGCUCAUCAAGAAACAUGGCUUUACCACAUCUUGCAAUCAAUGAACAAGUACGCGUUUGUGAUGGAUGUCAUUUAAAACUCAAGAUGUACAAAAUCACUGGACAAAAUACUCUUCCACCACUUCCACCAUCAACAUCCAAUUCUAACUCGUCCCAUCCUCCUGCAGCAAACGCCGAGACUGAUGAUUAUGAUGGCGAUAUCAAGAAAGCCAUUGAAUUAUCCUUGAAAGAAGAUGAAAAACGUAAAACUGGUUAUGGAACUGGUUAUUCCCCAUCUUCAAUGAAAAACAAUAUCUCUUAUUCUCCUCAAAGUGCCAAGGUUGAUGAUGAAGAUCCUGAUUUAGCAGCAGCUAUUGCAGCAUCCUUACGUGAAAUGGAAAUUGCAUCUCCACCACAAGCGAAUUAUCAGUACCCUUCAGCACCUCCUAGUACCGACUUAUCACCAACUGAAAUGGAAAAUAUUCAACUCUUUUCAACACUUAUGGAACAUGUACGUGCUCAUGGAGGAAAUGUGAUCAAUGACCCUCAAAUCAACAAACUUUAUACUCAAAUUGGUGCUUUACAACCAAAAUUAAUUCGAAGUUUAGAUGAUACCAUCCGAAAACAUCGAGCUUGUGUAGAACUACACGAUAAGAUCAACAAAGUGGUUCAAAUCUAUGAUCGACUUUUGGAACAGCGAAUGUCAGGAUACAGAAAAGAUAUUGGAACAAUAACAUCGACUACAUCAUACCCAUAUUAUGGCUCAGCUGAACAUACAGGAUUACCCAAUGUAGCACAAUAUCACGGGAACACUACAACAGAUCAGCAUGGAUAUCAUCAGCAUCUCCCUCCAGUAACAGCAACAUCAGCAGCGACAUCAUCAGUCCCAUCGUAUGGAUUCAAUCCUCAAUAUUCCUCUCCUUCUCAGCAAGUACCACAACAACAAUACCAAAGUAUUCAAUCAUCAACAGUUCCUAUGAUGCAUCAUCCACAGCAACAAAUGUAUAUGCAAACACCAGCAACACAACAACAGCAACAACCUACUCCCAUGACUACUCAAUCACCACCCGUGGAUGAACGACCCUUGAUUGAUUUAUAAAAUAGUUGUCUAUAUAUAUAUUUGAUGAAAUAAAAAUCAACACUUUUAUUGAUUUAUAUUGCUUUUUUUUUUCUUUUUUUUUUAUUAAUGUUGAAUGACUAU